This is a messenger RNA of Alternaria atra, 522 nucleotides long. RefSeq lists its product as uncharacterized. NCBI's taxonomy places the organism in Eukaryota, Fungi, Ascomycota, Dothideomycetes, Pleosporales, Pleosporaceae. Bases 1 to 522 code for a protein of 173 amino acids. The record is from RefSeq and is a predicted model, not a curated record. The transcript is spliced from 3 exons.
AUGUCUGACAACGAUAACACCGCCGCGGCCAAUGGCUCCUCUCCUCAGUUCACCGAGCGCGAGCUACAGCUCCUCGGAUGGGCCAUGCAGUCACUCAAGUCUGGUCCCCCAGAGAUCGACUACGACAAGCUCGCCGCCUACGCUGGUAUGAGCAAUCCGCGCUCGGCUACCAACGCCUGGGCCAAGAUCAAGGCCAAGUUGAUGGCUCCCGCUGCCGACGGAACCGUCUCAGUCACCCCCAAGAAAACCCCUCGCAAGAAGGCUGCGGCCGUCAAGCAGAAAGAUGAUGAAGAGGGUGCCGACGCCGCGACUCCGAAGAAGACUCCUCGCAAGCGCGUCGCCAAGAAGCAGGAUGUCGAUGGUGACUCCUCGCCCAAGAAGAAGGGUACCCCUCGCGGCAAGAAGAACUUGAGCGAUGAUACUGUCAAGACUGAGUCUGAUGAGGACCUCAAGCCCAACGGCUCGCCCAUGAAGAUCGAUCCCGCUGAACCCAAGGAGGAUGACGUUAAUGAUGAGGACUAG